AUGGAGACAAGAUCUGCAAAGCGAAAAAAGCUUUUAGAUGCUUCGAAAAAAAGCUUAAAAUCUGAUGAACUACAAGAUGACAGGAUCAGUGAUCUUCCAGACGAUGUUUUGCAUCAAAUUCUCUUUUUUCUACCGAUCAAAUCCAUCGCGCAAACUAGUGUGUUAUCGAAGCGCUGGAGAAAUCUCUGGUACUCAUUUCCGGACCUCGAUUUCACGUCCCUCAAAAUUCUUAUGAAUGCAUCCAAUGCGCGUAAAAAAAAGAGUUCUUUCAGAUUGAAGGGAGCUGAAUUCAUUGAUCAGGUUUUAGGCCUUCGCGAGAAGCAUACUGAUAUACGAGUACUUAGAAUUUGUGCUUUUCUGAGCUUUUCUCGACUCAAUGGCUUGAUCCGUCGCGCUAUUAAGCAUAAUGUUCAAGAACUUGAUAUCGAGGUCACUACAUGUGACUAUUUCAAUUUUCCCCGUAGCAUUAUAACGAGUGAGUCAUUAAGAGUUUUCAGAUUGAAAUCAUGGCGUCCGGGAUUUAGAUUGCCGCCUUUAGAAAUUAUGAAGGCCGGUUUUCGAUCAUUGUCGAACCUAUCUCUUUCACGUGUGAUUUUACAUGAUCAACCAUCCCUUCUGAGUUUGUUUACAGAUUCAUCAUUUCCUUUGCUUAAGAAAUUACAUUUAGAAACUUGUUCUGGAUUAAAACAUCUUAGAAUUAUUUGUCGAGCUCUGGAGGAUUUAGCCUUAGAAAGUUGUUUUCAGCUUGAAGAUCUUGAAAUUUCAUCUCCCAAACUUGAGAGAUUAAGGGUUUCAAGUUGCUUUGAUGCCUAUAGCGUUAGUAGCUGGGUGAAAAUCGACGCCCCGACUCUCCAAAUUAUCUUCUGGUCGUACAAUACGAUCACAGAGGAAAGUUUUCUGCACAACUUAACUUCGCUGCACGAGGUCUUUGUAGGUUUCUUCCUCCUCCAUGAGGAUCUGAGUGAGGCUAAGCUUCGAAGUAUAUCAAACUUCAUGUCCGGAAUUUCACAUUGCCGGUGUUUAAUUCUGGAAAACCAAUGUAUUGAGAUUCUAUCGAAGAAUAAUCGCUUUGCAGGAGUAUUGUUGUGUCCGUUCAAUAAGCUUGAAUCCUUGGAGUUGUAUACUGGAUUCAACAAACAUAACAACCCUGGAUUGGCAAGUCUUUUCAGGAUUUCUCCUGCUAUUCACACUAUCACUAUCAAGAUUGUUGGCGAUCGCAGCACUGAAAGAAAACAAUGGAACAAGGACUUGUGGGACUUGUCAAGCUCGGGAGAAGAAAAAUAUUGGGAAUCACAAACCGAAGCAUUGAAGUGUUUUCUACAUCACAUAAAGGUCGUAAAGAUUCAUGGAUUUGCAGAAUGCGCAAAUGACAUAAGUCUCGUGAAAUUUUUACUCAAAAAGGGGAAGGUAUUGCAAGAAUUGUUUCUUUGCACCAGUCUCUCCAAGCCAAGAGAUUCGCUUUUACGAGAGAAGAUCAGAUCUCAAAUAAUGGGAUAUUCUCGGGCUUCUUCGAGUGCUAAAAUUGUGUUUCAAUAG
Molecule: messenger RNA, 1536 nt
Organism: Fraxinus pennsylvanica
Lineage: Eukaryota; Viridiplantae; Streptophyta; Magnoliopsida; Lamiales; Oleaceae
Source: the annotation of a GenBank genome assembly